AUAAUCACAAUUCCGACAAUAUUUUUUUUUUAAAACAAUGUCUUUUAAUCUCUCACCAAUAAAACCCAGUUUACCUCAACCAAAAUUAGACCUAAUUAUUUCAUCAUACCAAAAAUUCCCAAAUAUUUCUUCUUCCCCUUCUUCAAAAUACCCAAAAUUAUUUUCCAAAUUUUUUCUGGAAAAUAAAAAUAAAAAUACACUCAGCUCCUUUCAGACCUUGCUUCUUUACUCUUUAAUGGUGGAAAUUAAACCCAUGUUUUAUUUCCAUAAAUCCAUUUUUUUAAUUACUAAACAAGCUUAGCUUCUACUCAAAUCAAACAAUUUACAACCCACCUUUUGCCUUUUCAAUUUUUUAUUUUUUUGGUAGAGCUGGGUUUUAUUUCUAAUUUGCUGAAAAAAUUCAAAAAAAAAAAAAAAACUUAAUGGGCAGUUCUUAAAAAAGGAAAUAAAAAAUUUCUUCAAAUUCAUUUUUCAAAAUUAAUUUUCUGUAAAAAAAUUAGUAAAUGAAAUGGAAGCAAAGGAAGGAGGAAGUAAUAGUGGAGUAACAGUAGUGGGGUCAGAUGCUCCAACAGAUUAUCAAAUAGCUCCUAGGAUUGAAAAUAACUCCGGCGAUACUCCGGUCGCCGGAUCAUCGCCGUCUCCGGUGGCGCUGACGGAGGUGCAUCCGGGGUCGAAGAAGAAAAGAGGAAGACCAAGAAAAUAUGUACCUGAUGGUGCUGUAACAGUCGCUCUUUCAGCAAAACCCAUAUCAACUUCAGCCCCGGCCUCGGCUGCCGCCAACGUUAUCGAUUUCUCAGCCGAGAAGCGACCAGUGAGCAAAGCGCCGAAGGCGAAAGCCGCCUCGGCUAAUGUCAAGCAACACCAGCACACUCAAGCAGCUCAGCCUAAGUUUGAGUCUGAGAAUAGUGGUGAAUGGGUAUCUUGCUCAGUUGGUGCUAAUUUCACACCUCAUAUCAUUACAGUCAAUGCUGGUGAGGAUGUUACUAUGAAGGUUAUAUCAUUUUCUCAGCAAGGUCCUCGAGCUAUAUGUAUUUUAUCUGCAAUUGGCGUAAUUUCCAGUGUAACACUUCGGCAGCCUGACUCUUCUGGUGGUACAUUGACAUAUGAGGGCCGUUUUGAGAUACUUUCUUUAACUGGCUCGUUCAUGCCUUCUGAGAGUGGUGGGAUAAGGAACAGAUCAGGAGGGAUGAGUGUUUCGUUGGCAAGCCCAGAUGGUCGUGUUGUAGGUGGUGGUGUAGCUGGUUUGCUCGUUGCUGCUAGUCCUGUGCAGAUUGUGGUAGGAAGUUUCUUAGCUGGAAACCAGCACGAACAGAAGCCAAAGAAACAAAAAUCAGAGUACAUAAUCAGCGGUCCACCAGCUUCUACCGUACACUUUUCGAAUACAGGAAUGCAGGACAAUUACGGGGGCCAAGGUUACCACACUUCAGGUACCACAUACUCGUCUUACCAAGGAGACAAUAGGAAUGGAUCAGCUGAUCACAAUGAAUCUAUGCACGACGGUUAAACUUAGAAGCCAAGAACAGGAAACCUAGAUGAUUGGCAACAAUGAGAUGCUACUAAUUACUACUGGCCAUAUAUAAAUUAUUGUGACUGCCCGAAAUCAUCUCUUCUGUUUGUCACAUCUUGUAUAACCUUGUGUGAUAUUCACACUUGCAAUUCACGACGGCGGUUUGUUAAUCCUUGAUUAUGUAGGAAUUUAGUGUUAGCUUAACUUAAUAGAUAGGUAUUUUCUACAGGUGUUUAUUUAUGUAGAAUAAACUUGUGUUCAUACGACUUUACGACAUCAAAUUUCUUAGCAAAAUGGUUAUUGGUCUUCGUUAGUGUAUUAUCAUUCUCUUAAAACUAAUCUUUUGGAAAGUCAAUUGAAGUGAUUUAUCACAUGGGCGUUUGAUGGAAAAUUACAACGACUCUUUUGUACUCAAGGAUUCUGUUUGGUAUUAAUACAGAGUACUUCGUUUAUGUUUA
Messenger RNA from Chenopodium quinoa (quinoa), 1965 nucleotides. RefSeq names its product AT-hook motif nuclear-localized protein 1-like. The transcript is spliced from 5 exons. The record is from RefSeq and is a predicted model, not a curated record. Gene Ontology annotation, molecular function: minor groove of adenine-thymine-rich DNA binding. Lineage: Eukaryota; Viridiplantae; Streptophyta; Magnoliopsida; Caryophyllales; Amaranthaceae. Bases 509 to 1504 code for a protein of 331 amino acids.